Molecule: messenger RNA, 913 nt
Organism: Anopheles moucheti
Lineage: Eukaryota; Metazoa; Arthropoda; Insecta; Diptera; Culicidae
Product: phosphomevalonate kinase
Exons: 3
Coding region: 116-694 (192 amino acids)
Biological process (GO): cholesterol biosynthetic process; isopentenyl diphosphate biosynthetic process, mevalonate pathway
Cellular component (GO): cytoplasm
Molecular function (GO): phosphomevalonate kinase activity
Source: RefSeq, a predicted model, not a curated record
CGGGGAUCUGUCACAACAUGACAGUACUACCACCUCCCGAUGUUUGUGCUGUAAAGAUCUUUGAUUCCAGUGGAGAAAGCGUCCUGCUUUUGGGUAAAAAUAAAUCGCAACUACUAUGGAUAAUGUACAUGUUACGGUGCCGAGAGUGAUACUUUUGCUGAGUGGAAAGCGGAAAUGUGGCAAAGACUUCCUAGCGGAUGCGCUGCUAAAGAGGCUCGGUACGCAAGAAGCACAAAUUAUACGGAUCUCAGAACCAAUCAAACGGCACUGGGCUGACUGGAAGGGUUUGAACUUAAGCGAGUUGCUGGGUGACGGUGCGUACAAAGAGCGAUACCGCAAAGAGAUGAUCGAGUGGAGCGAUGCACGUCGGCAGGAAGACUACGGUGUGUUUUGUCGAGCGGCCUGUACCACAAUCGACCGCAGCAUCUGCAUCGUGAGUGACGUACGGCGAAAGACGGAUGUGCGCUUCUUCCAGGAAACGUACGGCUCGGAACGGAUACGUGCGGUGCGGAUCGAGGCGAGCGAAGCGGUGCGUGCUGGACGGGGGUGGCAAUUUCAACAGGGAAUAGAUGACGUACAAUCGGAGUGCGAUCUGGACAAUUACAGUUCGUGGGAUCUGCUGUUGACGAAUGAGCAUGCGAAUGAUGUUGAUGGACUGUUGGCAACUCUGCAGCGCUUGGUGGAGAACAAAUAGCAAAUGAUUCACGGAAAACAGAAUAUGAUUCACGGAAAAAGAGCACUGGCAAAGCAAACCAACAACGUAAAAUAUGCACAGGGAACACACUUUAAGCGUAAAACUAAGUUUCUAUUUAUUUCGACAUUGAUAGCUGUUAUUGGGAGUGGUUGGGUUCUUAAGAGUAGAAUUUAAAACUAAUCUUUAAUGGAAAUGCUAAUAUAUACGAAAUUAUUCGCU